Sugiyamaella lignohabitans is the source of this 324-nucleotide messenger RNA. RefSeq lists its product as uncharacterized. The transcript has a single exon. The record is from RefSeq and is a predicted model, not a curated record. Bases 1 to 324 code for a protein of 107 amino acids. NCBI's taxonomy places the organism in Eukaryota, Fungi, Ascomycota, Dipodascomycetes, Dipodascales, Trichomonascaceae.
AUGGGCCAUCUGAAAGUCAAAGUGGCAGAAACUCCAUAUGGCAAUGCCGACUCGCCAAUUCAUGGUUCUAUAUUUGUCAAACCUGAAAUAUCUGAGAUGUCUGGUGGUGAACUGCUGGAUCUUCUGGAGCACGCCAAAUCUAAUCCAUCUGCGUAUUAUAUGCAAAGCCAGGAUGGUAAUCUUCACAAAGAGUUCAGCCCGCUCCUCAAAGAUAUCCCUGGGUCACUGCCAUUCGCGGACCCUGUUUUCAGAGACGAGCCCGAGGCUGUCAAUUUAUGGAUUGGUAGCUCUGGCACGACGUCUCGCUUGCAUAACGGUAUGUGA